UCCUCCUCCGCUGCCGCCGCCGCCGCCCUUUUGCUUUCGGUUUUCCGCAGCUGGCAGCCGGUGGCGGCGCGGCCAUGGACAACGGCAAUGUCUACAACGAGACCACCGAGCCGCAGGCCAAGCCCUCCCGCUGCUUGGGCUGCACCCUGCGGCACCUGUGGGGAUGGCGGCUGCCGACCAAAGCGCUCCAAGUGAUUUUCUCUCUUCUGGCUGUUAUUUGUGAAGAAUUGGUGGAGAAUUGUAUCAACUGUGGUGGACUUUACUUCUUUGAAUUCAUAAGCUGCGCUGCCUUUCUUUUGAGCCUCCUGAUCCUCUGUGUGUAUUGCACUAAUGCGUAUGAAGUAUUUGGGAAAGAUAAAGUAGGGAAUGUGAAUAUUGGGGUUAUGUCAGCCAUAGGUGUCUCUUUUCUGGUAGCGACAAUAGCACUUGGUGCGACCAGCUCCGAGUCUGCUGCUGGAAAAGCUGCAUCCGUAUUUGGAUUUCUUGCAAGUGUUGCAUUUUUAGCUGAAAGUAUCAGAGACUGUUUUCACCGUCGGAAACAACACGUCGAUGGACACUCUGAAAAUCCUGCCCACACCCCAGGUGCCACAGAAAACCAGCCAUUAAAUCAGCAAAGCUAACUUUCUGGAAUGAAUUCCUUUUUUUUUUUUUUUUGGCUGGAGCAAACUAAAAUGAACUUUCAGUGCACUGUAGGUAACAACUUCUGUCUCUUCAUUCCAAUAUAUUUUGUACACAUUGCUCAUCACAAAUCUUGAUAGAUCCUUAGGUCAAAUAACGGCAUCCUGAGCAGCAUGUUCGAAGGUAACUGGUCCUGUCACCUGUGCAAGUGACAUAGACUAAAACCACUCGUGUCUAAACAGAAAAACUUCGGGACCAUGGUGUGCUGAUCUGGUUUUGACAGAGGUGACUAAUCAAGGUUAAUGUGUGAUGCAUAAAUUCUGAGCUAUAUCCUAAAGAUAUUUUCUCUAUAAAUGGACCAGAUAUUUCUGUUAAGAGUUAUAAAUUAGUAUAGCAGAAUUAAUUUUUAUGCUUACUGGUCAAACUGUGAAUGGAAAAGGGAUACCUAAGUGGAGCCUUACAGCGAUGCUUGUCCUUAAAUGAGGGCUUUUGUUUUUACUAUUCCAACACCUCAGUUCAGUCUGUGGAGAUCAGUUCAAUGGAACAGCGACUAUGGGGGUUUUAUGGGGAGGGGAAUGUAAUGGUGUAUUAAGGAGGCAAUUUUGCACCCUAUUAUUGUCAAAGUUUGCACUUGUGUGCCAGAAUCUUCUUUCAGAUUGUUUCAAAAGCUGUAUAAGUUGCAGGAAGAAACUUGAAAAGCCGGCUGUGAGAGGAAAUAGGUGAGAGGAAAAAGGUGAAGAGUAAGUAUUUUCACAAAGUAACUCCAAAAGCAGCGAUCUGAACAUCAAUGGGAACAUUGUUGUACAUUGACAGUACAUUGAUAGUGGUGACUAUGACUUGCCAGGUUAAUACCAUAUGCAGCUUGUUCAUGCAUAGAUAAUGGUAAGUUUUGCCAGAAUGGUUAUGGACCCCACCAUUUUCUUUGUUUAUAAACAUGGCACUAGCUUGAGACUUUUUGCUACUGACUAGCUCAGGUGGUAACCAGGGAAAUAAGCACUUGUACCUUUGAUUUGUCUUAAAAGCGACUGCAAGAAACACUACUGAUGCAACACGUGUCAGGCAAGUGAUGGACGUAUCGGGCCAGAUGUUGAUGGCUGUGAAAGAAAUGAAGUGGUGAAAAGGCGUUUCUCACAUGUGUGAGGUAGAAGCAAGACUGCUAGGCCUCACUUAAGAGGAAAGCCUUCAAAAGUAGAGCAAAUUGCUGUAAGCCAGGAGAUGUUCCAAAAUACCAAGGUAAAUAAGAAAAAGCUGAUUAUGCAAAAAUAAUUCUUGUUUGAGUGCUCGUGACAUUUGCUGUGUGUUCCAGGCAGUAACUCCAUUUCAUCAAUACCUUAGUCUGACAAAUUUAUACUCCUGUAACCUGCUGUGGCAGGAUUGAGACUAAGCCCUCCAGAAAUUGUCUGAGCAAGCUGUAUUUGGAAAAGGUUGAGGAAGCUGUUGUAAGACAAAGGACUGUAAAAGAAGGGCAGAGUUUUUUUCCAGUGUCGCCACUUUCUGAUGCACAUGAAUUUGUGAUGUUCUCUCUCUCUAAGGUCUGAGACUUAACACCUAACACUGCACUUUGCUUGGAAGAUGUAAAAUUUUAGCAAGUGGUGUGAAGCAUCGAGUUUCAGCUGUAGCUUGGUUUCAGAGCCGUGCAUAAAAGACAAACUUUCCUUCAUAGAAUUUCCUGCUUUGUGAAGAACUAUUUGGACAGGCCUUUUUAUUUUAUUUUUAUUUUUUAUUGGUGUCCAUUUGGCCUAAAGCCUGAUCUCAUUCUGGGUGUACAGAGCUUGCUGUAGCUGCCUCUGAAUCAUAGAAUCAACUGGGUUGGAAAAGACCUUUAAGAUCAUCAAGUUCAACCAUUAUGCCAGAACUGCCAAGGCUACCACUAAACCAUAUCACUAAGCCUCAUCUACAUGGUGGUUGAACACUUCCAGGGAUGGUGAUUCCACCACUGCCCUGGGCAGCCUGUUCCAAUGCCUGACCACCCUCUCUGUGAAGAACUUUUUCCUAAUAUCCAAUCUAAACCUCCCUUGGUGCAGCUUGAGGCCAUUUCCUCUUGUCCUAUCGCUUGUUACUUGGGAGAAGAGACCAACCCCCACCUCACUCCAUCCUCCUUUCAGGUAGUUGUAGAGAGCGAUAAGGUCUCCCCUGAGCGUUCUCUUCUCCAGACUAAACACUCCCAUUUCCCUCAGCUGUUCCUCAUCACACUUGUGCUCCAGACCCUUCACCAGCUCUGUUGCCCUUCUCUGGACCUGCUCCAGCACCUCAAUGUCUCUCUUGUAGUGAGGGGCCCAGAACUGAACAUAAGAUUCGAGGUGUGGCCUCAGCUGGGUAAAACUGGGUAAACUGGGUAGAUCAGAGAUGUUUUGUUUACAAACAGUGUUACUGGUGAUACGAAACUUGCCAUAAUGUCUCUGCUGUGAUUGGCAGUGUCUUACUUUGGGGAUUGUGUCCAUACCUAUGAUUAACAUUCUAAAGUGGUGUGGUUUUUUCCUGUUCUGGUUUUUUUUUACUGACCAGGAUUCCACUGAAUUUGUUUCCACAUCAAAAUGUCUGUAGUCUCUAAAUCUUGAUCUAUAGUUAAAAGCUGUAAAUACAGUAUGAGUAAUACUGUGCUGCUGAUAUUUAUUAAGCAGUGCAGCAGUGCAGUAAUACUGUGCUGCUGAUACUUAUUAAGCAGUGCAGCACCGUGACAGGACUUUUAUCUUGAGGUAAUUUUUGCCAUGUUUUUUCUCAGCUUGAAAAGCUGUGAAUAGAGUUCUGGAUUUUGGUUGCCUUUCUAUAGACUCUUCCCCAGCUGAGUGCUUUAUCGGUGUCUGUUCCUGAAUUGGAGAUACCGUAAGGGAUCUGUAAAGUCAUCUCUCUGCCUCGGCCUCCCUAUCUGUGAUAUCUCUGCUGAUACUUCAGGGAGAAACUGAAAUACAAAGCAAGUUACCUUCAUGAAAAGGUGCCACAAGGAGUUGGUGUCAGAAGAAAUGACUCUCAGAUCUCCUGAUCCCUGUAAUCUAUUAGGCCCCUUGAAACAAAUACUGCCAACCUUUGCAGAAAGGUUUGGUAGAUUCUCCUGCUACAUGUAUGCUGGCAUCCCUGGCAUGUGUAGGGUUGUUAGAGUGAGGGGAGUUUGGCAUGGGUUUUUUUUUUCAUUUUUAGCUGUUCAAGCAGGUAGUAUAUACCCAUUCUCUCACCAACUGGCUGAUCAAUGAGAUUUGAAGAUCAGAUUCUGUCUCUGGCUGAAAGGGAUGCAAGCGUUGCUAUCAGCUAAUGAAAACAACAAACAGCAGUCUUUGGGAAACUGAUUAGUUGUUUUCCCUUAUGGCACAGGAGCUUACUGAUACGAAGAGUCCUGCUGUUCUUUACAACAAUACAUAUUGCUCCACUCCAGAUACAGUCUGUCACAUAGUAGUUAAAUACUACAAGCAAGUCACACAUUAGUUACAGGUUUAAGGCAAUUGCUAUAUUGUGGCUUCCAAACUAGUUGUUGGUUAACAAAGCAGUUUCUGCAUGGUGGUACUACUGAUUUUAGGCUUUUAAGUACAAGGUGAUUCUUAAGUUCAUGAUCUGUUUCAAAAUACGUGUGAAGCAGGUUUGCCAAUGUGUAUGCUGCUCUCUGCUUCUUGUGAGGUCAUUUCUUUAACUGCCUUAUCAGCUUCCUAAGAUAAAGGGGCAAGUGUGUGUCCCUCCUGGCUCCUCUGCCCUCCCAGCUAGGUGGGGGAGAGACUUCCUUGCUGCAGUGGCUGAGCAGAUGGGUCUCCUGCAGUCUUGCCAUGUCCCUUUUGAUGCAUCUGGUGUCAGGUCCAGGCUUUCAGUGUCUGUCUUGUAAUUGGCCUGAUCCCAGAGAAUGGUGUUGAAGCUGGAUUAAACAUCAGAAGCUCUGUGCAUGUUGCUCUGUGGAUGGCUCUUAUCCCUCCUGUGCUCUGUCAGCAAAGUGGUCUGUUUGUUUCCCAGCCUGCUUCUGAUGAAAUCAGCCUGCUUUAUUUAAAUUGCUUAUGUUAAGGUGGCUGAUUUUGGCUAAAGUGGAUUAGUGAUUGCUCAGGAGAGCGGUGGGAGCUCUGGCAGAAGUGCUGUUACAAGCAACUGUUUAAUUUUCUUCUUGUAUUUGCAAAGUAAACAUCUCUGUACAAUCUUAACUGGUAGUAAAACCUGUGGAAAGAAGCAACUGGCGCAGUACAUCUGUCUGGGGAUUGUCUUCUUCUACAACACAGUGCCUGGCAGUGGUGGUGUGAGCUUGCUCAGACACAUUAAGAGCUUUCUUCUUUUCCAGCUGAGCCCAUACAAAAAUAUUUGAAGGCUCUGCAGCCGCUUUCAGGCUUUGUUUUGAGUGCAUCGAGAACCGGUGGAGAAGUUUCUCCAGGACAUGUGAGGACUUGUUAAGUGGCCAGACUGUGAGUUUCUGCUCCGAAAAUCUGCACAGGCAUUGUGUAGAUUGUGAAUGUUAAUUUUUGUGGGUGGCAUGUAGCCCACAUGAAAAUCACGACGCUACCAGCGUCCUUUGGGUUCUGAACACGUGAAGGAAUUGUGCCUUACUGCUAGCACUCCAUGCCUACAAAUAACAGGGAAGGGUCGUGGUCUGUUACAAUUGAGUUCUACCUUUGUAGCCACCAACUUGAAAAAGCCGUGAGCUCUCUCACACAGUUCUCAGAGCUGUGCACAAGAUGUUUUUGCAUAAUAGCCACCAUGGUGAUCCUCACUCAAACUUGUGCAAUAAAAAUGCCAAGCUUUCUAAGCUGAAGGGAAGGAUGUUGUAAAAUUUUUGAGAGAUUAUAUCAAAUUGUAAUGAAUCAAGAUGCUGGUAGUGCCUUUAAGAUGGAAAUUCAUCUUUGUUUUAAUCUAUUGCUGUAAACGUAAGCAGUUCUCUAGAUAUUAAAUUUUAUGCUGUUCAGAACUAUCACUUUUAUUAUCUUUGAGAAUUUAAGUGACUUUUUUAAUAAUGAUGAAAUCAGGAUGAUAAUACAGUGGGUUUAUAUAUAUAAAAUAAAAAUUUUAUACAGUUUUA
Strigops habroptila (Kakapo) is the source of this 5596-nucleotide messenger RNA. It is a transcript of the gene CMTM6, whose product is annotated as CKLF like MARVEL transmembrane domain containing 6. Lineage: Eukaryota; Metazoa; Chordata; Aves; Psittaciformes; Psittacidae. Bases 75 to 620 code for a protein of 181 amino acids. Gene Ontology annotation, cellular component: membrane. The transcript is spliced from 4 exons. The record is from RefSeq and is a predicted model, not a curated record.